CAGUUAACUACAUCGGUUCGGUUCAUUUGGUCGUUCAUCCAACCGGAGACGACCCGAGGAAUCUGCCACCAGCACAAACACACCAACAACACACCGUUGUCUGCUGAGAUCCAGCCCAGCUGACACGUGUCGAUCCUGCUGCAACGCCACCUGCGAUUCGCGCCGUUCCCACAUCGAGAUCGGUCCUAGAGAUCAAUCGAAACAAGCAUGAGAAUGCACCACAAGCUCACAGCACUGGCCGUGCUGUGCUGCGCCCUAGGACCAGCAUUCGCCGCUUCCGUGACGAAACGAGAGGCGCCUCUUCCUGGUGGCAGCUACCUGCCACCGUCGAACGGAGGAGGAGCCGGAGGUUACCCAGCAGCUGGUCCGCCGAGCGGAAGCUACGGCCCACCAAGCAAUGGUAACGGAAACGGAGCUGGCGGAUACCCAUCGGCCCCAUCGCAGCAGUACGGAGCCCCAGCCGGAGGUGCACCGUCCCAGCAGUACGGAGCUCCGAGCAAUGGCAACGGCGGUGCUGGCGGAUACCCGUCGGCUCCUUCGCAGCAGUACGGAGCACCCAACGGAAAUGGAAACGGAGGCUUUGGAGGACGCCCUCAGGCUCCUUCCCAGCAGUACGGAGCCCCAAGCAACGGUAACGGAGGUGCCCGUCCAUCUCAGCAGUAUGGUGCCCCGAACGGUGGAAACGGUAACGGACGUCCCCAGACUCCCUCGUCGCAGUAUGGCGCUCCUUCCGGCGGUGCUCCUUCCUCUCAGUAUGGUGCUCCUUCGGGUGGUGCCCCAUCUCAGCAAUACGGUGCCCCGAACGGUGGUAACGGAAAUGGACGUCCCCAGACUCCCUCAUCGCAGUACGGCGCUCCAUCUGGUGGUGCCCCAUCCCAACAAUACGGUGCCCCGAACGGUGGAAACGGAAAUGGACGUCCCCAGACUCCCUCAUCGCAGUAUGGCGCUCCUUCCGGCGGUGCUCCUUCUUCCCAGUAUGGUGCUCCUUCGGGUGGUGCUCCUUCCUCUCAGUAUGGUGCCCCAGCUGGUGGUGCUCCUUCUUCUCAGUACGGUGCUCCAGCUGGUGGUGCUCCUUCGUCCCAGUAUGGUGCUCCAGCUGGUGGUGCUCCUUCCUCUCAAUAUGGUGCUCCAGCCGGUGGUGCUCCUUCUUCUCAGUAUGGUGCUCCAGCUGGUGGUGCUCCUUCAUCCCAGUAUGGUGCUCCUUCGUCCCAGUAUGGUGCUCCUGCAGGUGGUGCUCCUUCUUCCCAGUAUGGUGCUCCAGCUGGUGGCCCUUCUUCUCAGUAUGGCGCUCCUUCCGGUGGUGCUCCCUCCUCUCAGUAUGGUGCUCCUUCCGGUGGUGCUCCUUCCUCUCAGUAUGGUGCUCCAGCUGGUGGUGCCCCGUCUUCUCAGUAUGGCGCUCCAUCUGGUGGUGCUCCUUCCUCUCAGUAUGGCGCUCCAUCCGGUGGUGCUCCUUCCUCUCAGUAUGGUGCUCCAUCUGGUGGUGCUCCUUCUCUCAGUAUGGCGCUCCAUCUGGUGGGACAGUCGCGUCAAGGACCACCAGCCACUAGCUACGGAGUCCCAGCUGGACCAUCUAACGGAAACGGAUUUGGAGGACGCCCAUCGAGCCAGUAUGGUGCCCCAGCCCCCGGAGGAAACGGAAACGGAGGUCGCCCAUCGAGCCAGUACGGUGCCCCAGCUCAGGGAGGAAACGGAAACGGUGGAUACAGCAACGGUAAUGGUGGACGCCCGUCAAGCCAGUAUGGUGCCCCAGCUCCAGGAGGCAACGGCAACGGUGGACGCCCUUCAAGCCAGUAUGGUGCCCCAGCUCCAGGUGGUAACGGCAACGGUGGACGCCCAUCAAGCCAGUAUGGUGCCCCAGCUCCAGGUGGAAACGGAAACGGACGCCCAAGCCAGUCGUACGGAGCUCCAGGUGCCGGUGCUCCUUCUUCCCAAUAUGGCGCUCCUUCUGCUCCUUCGUCUCAGUAUGGUGCCCCAGCCCCAGGUGGUAACGGAAACGGUGGACGCCCAUCAAGCCAAUACGGUGCCCCAGCUCCAGGUGGAAACGGAAACGGACGCCCAAGCCAGUCGUACGGAGCUCCAGGUGCCGGUGCUCCUUCUUCCCAAUAUGGCGCUCCUUCUGCUCCUUCGUCUCAGUAUGGUGCCCCAGCUCCAGGUGGUAACGGAAACGGUGGACGCCCAUCAAGCCAAUACGGUGCCCCAGCUCCAGGUGGAAACGGAAACGGACGCCCAAGCCAGUCGUACGGCGCCCCAGGUGCCGGUGCUCCUUCUUCCCAAUAUGGCGCUCCUUCUGCUCCCUCGUCUCAGUACGGUGCUCCUUCGGCUCCAUCGUCGCAAUAUGGUGCCCCGAGCAACGGUAACGGCCACAGCAGCGGCUCCUCCGGAAACGGCUACUCGCAGAGCUCGUUCUCCGCCAGCAGCUUCUCAUCCAACGGUGGAAGCAGCAGCAGCGCCGGAUACAGCUCGGGCCGACCCAACGGUGGAUCAUCCGUCCCGGCCACCAUCCCUCAGUCAUACACUCAAAGCGGAGGCUACAACUACUAAACUCGGCCUUAGAACCAAACCUCAGACUUUACUACGGACAAUCAACGGAAUCCCCAGGACCGCUUCUCAUGCGCCCCAAAUGAACAUGUGCCUUAAAACGUGUAUGAUAUAGUUAUCUCUCUCUGCUAGGUAGCCCCAGAGCUCCUUAAUCCAAAUCCCCUUUGAAUCCCACAAAAUUUGGCUACCUUCCUUUGAAAAUACUCCCCAACAUGACCUGAAAAGAGAAAACGCUAUCAACAACUGUGAAACGAACGGAUCUAUGUUUUAACUGUUUAUGGUUAAUUAAUUUAAAUUAUUGUAAUAUUAUAGCUUAAUUUAAUGUUUUUGUAUGCUAGGAAGAGAACGAAACAAACGCUUUGACAACAAGCAAGAAUCAGAAUGACAACAAAACAAAGUACGAAAAUGCUGCAGGCGCGAGAUUUCAACCGAGCAAGCAAGCCAGCUUACGCGAAUUGUACUGACCGCCCAUCGCACCGUGCCACAACUGCACGCGCCCAACACCAACAACAAAUCAUCACCAGCUGUUGCAUUUACGCAAGCACAAACACAAACACACGCGCAAAAAUGGGCCGAUUUGUCAGUGCGGUGUUUUUGGCAAACGGCCCGUUCAGCAGGGUCCAAAGUUUUGGAUUAAUUUUGUUUCCGCACGAAAUUGUUUCGCAAAGU
Molecule: messenger RNA, 3207 nt
Organism: Culex quinquefasciatus (southern house mosquito)
Lineage: Eukaryota; Metazoa; Arthropoda; Insecta; Diptera; Culicidae
Gene: Muc91C
Product: pro-resilin
Biological process (GO): positive regulation of transcription by RNA polymerase II
Cellular component (GO): RNA polymerase II transcription regulator complex
Molecular function (GO): transcription coactivator activity
Source: RefSeq, a predicted model, not a curated record